AGGCAAUUCAGCAUUGUUCCAGCGCGACACGACACAACUGUCGACUUCUGUGAAGGAGCGACAGUUACGUAUUUGAGAUGGAGAGGGUGCGGCAAUAUAGUCAAGAGCGAAGUGGAGCGUAGCUGCCUCUUGAGAAUGAAUCUACUGGAAAAGCACUACGCUGCUUGCACCAGAGAAAUCGCGCGGGAGCUGGCGGGCGGUCGGCGUCGUGUUAGCGAGGAAAGCCGGCGCGGCGCUGGGUGCGUGUUGGCAGCGCGGCCGCGAAGACCGCGGGACCGGCCCUCUGUGCCCGUAAGAGCGCGAGCAGGUGCGCGAAAGGAUGCUGAGGAGCUCAACGGGCAGAAAAAAAGCAGAUCAGUGACGUCGCGCAUUCAGAGACCGGCCCGCCCGCCUGGCCCCCCUUCGGAUUCAUUUGCCCCGCCGUCGCUGAUGGGGGUGCUUGUGUGGCGCCCGCCCCGGGCCGCGAUUGGUUUCGCUGUUUGGCCCGGGUUCGUCCGGUUCGGCCAUUUCCUCGGCAUUUGGCUGCGCAGAUUUUGGCAGGCCCCCGCAGCUUGUUUGCCUGCCCCAGAAAGUUGCGCCGGGUGGCGCGCUGCGUGGGUGUUUGCCUUUGCGGCGCCUGCCCGCCCGGCUGCUUGCGCGGCGGCCGCCCUGCGCGUGCAGGCCCUGUGUUGGUGGUUGCCGGUUGUACACCUCGAGCGCGGCGCCCCCAGAGGGCCGCUGCCCCACUCAUCUGCCGGUAGGCGCCGACGAUCGAGCGACGGGUGGCAAUUUGCCUGGUUCGUGUGUUUCAUUUUUCGGGAAACCCGGAGUCGAAAUGGGCAGAGCAAGCGUCUUCCGGUUGAAGAGCGGCUGUGCUACAGCAUGGGAGACAGAAGCCUGGUUUAUUCAGUACUCUCUGCUACUGGAAAUGCAGCAGCUGCUGUCCAAGCGGAGUUUGUUUGAAGGCGCAAGCCAUCAAUUGCAAUAAAAGGCGCUUGCUUAUGUUUAUGAAGGGCAGGAAGAU
Amoebophrya sp. A120 is the source of this 1003-nucleotide messenger RNA. The record is from the annotation of a GenBank genome assembly. NCBI's taxonomy places the organism in Eukaryota, Dinophyceae, Syndiniales, Amoebophryaceae.